This is a messenger RNA of Tachyglossus aculeatus (Australian echidna), 521 nucleotides long. RefSeq names its product zymogen granule membrane protein 16-like. The record is from RefSeq and is a predicted model, not a curated record. The coding region runs from base 1 to 507 and encodes 168 amino acids. The transcript is spliced from 3 exons. Lineage: Eukaryota; Metazoa; Chordata; Mammalia; Monotremata; Tachyglossidae.
AUGAUGAAGCUGCUGCUGGUGACGCUGGCCCUCCUGGGGCCAUGGGGCAACGAGGUGCUGGGACAAGUCCGACUCUCCUCGUUUUCUGGGCCUUAUGGGACAACAGGAGGGACCCCCUUCUCCUUCUCCGGGGACCAUCUCCAGGGGCGCAUCACAGGCCUGCGGGUCUGGGAGCAGCCAGGAGGCAUCAUUCGUGGGAUCCAGCUGCAGUAUGGUGGGAGCACCUGGAGCAGGUACUAUGGCCCUGGGACUGAUGUCAUCCACGAGUUUCUCCUCCUCCCGGGAGAGAACAUCACGCAGGUGUCGGGGAAGUACCAAAGCUACAUCCAGCAGCUGAUCUUCAUCACCAACAAAGGGCACCAGUUUCACGUGGGCCAGCCGGCCGGGACCUCUUUCAAUGCCCUGCCCCACCGGCCCACGGCCACUCUCCGCUACAUCAGCGGCCAGUACAACAGCGUCGGCCUCACCAAUGUCGGCUUCCACUGGGAGAUGCCCAAGAAGGCCUGAGAGCCGGGCCCCGA